AUGGCUACUGCAAAGAUAGAGACUCUCAAAGCAGGAAACUCAAAAUGGCUCCAGGCCUACUUGGAUUCCCUCAACCCUGAGACAGAAUGGGAGGAGAUUAUCCGCACUCUCGCGAACUAUACGCUCAACGAAUUCGUUCUCAAUAUCAGUUACGUCAGCAAUUUCAUUCUCGUCAUUCAAGAGCCUCUGGGAAGUGAGGCAUUGGUCCAUACCGAAAAGGUCUUCGACCGAAAACAGGAACGAUUCGUGGACUCGGUGCGAUAUUUUACGCCUUGGUUCCUCGAUGGCCCUAGUUCGGAGAGGGUCAGAAAAUCUGUAUCAAGUUUGAACAACACACACAUGAGGCUUGCAAAGCGAUUACCGGGGAGGUGGGACAAUGACGACGAUUUCAUUAUGCCCUGUGUGCAGAUGGCCUUAUUCGGACACAACAUGAAGCAGAGAUUGGGUCUCCCAGCUGAUUCGCCACAAAUGCAACUUGCCUGGAAUCGUUGGUGUAAGGAGCUUUUCAAUCUCUUUCUGAAGGAAAGUGGACCAGUGGCGGGAUUCCCAGAGGACUUCCAAGGGAUGGUUGAGUACGCAAAUUGGUUCAACCACCGCCCAUUCAAGUCAACAGAAAAGGGUCAUCUAGCAUCUAGCGCUUUGAUUCAACAAUUCUGUGAGCGGUGGUUUCCGAAGCCGCUACAUUUUGUUGGCCAUGAAAUCAUCAUCACGUUUUUGCCUGACCGGACUGUGGAACGGCAUCGCCUCGGGCCCCGCAAGAAAUGGCUUGGUUUUUUUAUUGUUCUGAUGUUUCGCUUUAUGUUCUGGCUGCAGUCCGUCUUACCGGACCCUAAGCAACCCAGCUAUCCACACCUGGAUAGUCAAUCUGUGAAUCGGAUCACGAAAAUGAAAAUGGCAUUGACCGCUGUCAUGAGCAUAGCAACCAUUGGUACAAUAGUUUGUGCUUACGUGGUUAUGAGCCAUUAUUCUCACUACACAUCAGUUACUUCAACUUCAUUGCCUGGCGUUAGUAGCUGA
Penicillium crustosum is the source of this 1017-nucleotide messenger RNA. RefSeq lists its product as uncharacterized. Bases 1 to 1017 code for a protein of 338 amino acids. The record is from RefSeq and is a predicted model, not a curated record. Lineage: Eukaryota; Fungi; Ascomycota; Eurotiomycetes; Eurotiales; Aspergillaceae. The transcript has a single exon.